Messenger RNA from Venustampulla echinocandica, 1620 nucleotides. RefSeq lists its product as uncharacterized. The transcript has 7 exons. The record is from RefSeq and is a predicted model, not a curated record. Gene Ontology annotation, molecular function: transmembrane transporter activity. Bases 1 to 1620 code for a protein of 539 amino acids. NCBI's taxonomy places the organism in Eukaryota, Fungi, Ascomycota, Leotiomycetes, Helotiales, Pleuroascaceae. Gene Ontology annotation, biological process: transmembrane transport.
AUGAGAGAUGUUGGAUCACAUCAUUUUAUCAAAAAUUCAGCUGGAGGGCAUUCGGUAUUGGUCCCUCAGCCCAGCGAUGAUCAGCACGAUCCAUUGAAUUGGAGUCCGAUGUGGAAGGGACUUGCGAUGUUCUGUGCAACAUUGGUUUCUUUCGCCCAAGGAAUGGGCCCAUUAUCAUUAGCGCCUAUGUUUGGUGAUUACAUUGAAGCUUUUGAUUCCGACUUACCCAGCGUCGUACAAUUUACUGGCAUUGCAAUUCUCAUUCUUGGGUUUUCCAAUUUCAUAUGGGUUCCUAUUCAGACGUGCUUUGGAAGGCGACCAGUUCUGAUAUUUUCGUCGUUGAUAUGCUUUGGCAGUAGCAUCUGGAGAGCAAAGGCAACUUCAUACGGAAGCUUUAUGGGCGCUUGCGUGGUCAACGGAAUUGGAGCCGGUCCAGCCGAAACAGCACAGCCUACAAUAAUUGCAGAUAUUAUCUUUCUCCACGACAGAGGGAAAUACCAAACACUCUAUUUUGUGUUCUAUUUUGGCUCUCUCAUGGUGGGACCAAUCAUUGCAGGCCCCAUGGCUGAGAAACUAGGGUGGCAAAGUUUCUGGUGGCUCAACACGGCGCUUCUGGCCUUCACAACUUUAUGCUGCAUAUUUCUCUUUCCGGAAACCAGAUACAACAACCGUUCUCGGUCUCAGCAAGGUCUCGAUUCAUCAUCGCCCCAAUUGAAAGCCGGGUCCCCCGAAAAUCUCCAAGACGAGCCGACAAGCAUCGACAAGAAUUCCCCAGUUGACCAUGUGGAAACUCCAACCGAAGCGCAAGAACAAACUACCACGCAAGACAAAGAUAACCUAGCACCUGUUCUCACCCAUGAAGAUCCUUGGCUUGGCCGCGGCAAGCCCUCCAAAUCACAAUGGAAACUUGCGCAGCCCUACGAAGGGAGCCUCUUUCUCGAAUUCUGGCAUCCAUGGAAACUAUUUGCUUUCCCUAUUGUAGAAUUUGCUGCUUUUGUCGUUUCUUGGUCAGCAUCAGUAUUUCUGACAGUCAACCUCACCCAAUCUCAAGCUUUCGCUGAGCCGCCAUAUAACUUCAGUUCGUCAAAGAUCGGACUCUUCAAUAUCGCCCUCUUGGUCGGUACCUUGAUUGGUCUAUUUACGGCUGGGCCGUUGAGCGAUGCUGUUGCGGCGAGGCUGACUAAGAGACGUGGUGGCAUUCGAGAGCCGGAGAUGAGGUUGCUGGCCAUGGUUCCAUACGUGAUCUUGAUGAUCGUUGGAAAUGUCGUCGUAGCUGUUGGUUAUGAGCAUCACUGGGAUUGGAAGGUUAUUGUCUUCAUCGGCUACACCUGCGUUGGCAUCCAAGUCGCGGCUCUACCAGCAAUCUCUUCGACAUACGCUAUCGAUUCCUACAAACCUAUCACCGGCGCUAUCUUCAUCAAUAUCACUGUCAAUAAAAACGUCUGGGGAUAUGGAUUUUCCAAGUUCAUCACGCCUUGGAUUAUUAGUGAUGGAUACAUCCCGCCUAUUCUGACGAACAUGGCCUUGACGACGUUCUUCUGUUUGACCGGAGUAAUUUUCUGGUACUAUGGAAAGACAUUCAGAAAGUGGACCAAGGACUCAAAGAUGCAUUUGAUGUGA